Messenger RNA from Leptomonas pyrrhocoris, 3100 nucleotides. Its product is annotated as pumilio protein 6 putative (PUF6). Gene Ontology annotation, cellular component: cytoplasm. Gene Ontology annotation, molecular function: mRNA binding. Gene Ontology annotation, biological process: post-transcriptional regulation of gene expression. The record is from RefSeq and is a predicted model, not a curated record. NCBI's taxonomy places the organism in Eukaryota, Euglenozoa, Kinetoplastea, Trypanosomatida, Trypanosomatidae. The transcript has a single exon. The coding region runs from base 563 to 3100 and encodes 845 amino acids.
GCUACAACUUUUUUUCUCCCCUUUUCGCAGAUAUUAGCACCUUACUUUCAAAACCUACUUUUCAUUUUUCGACUGUAAUUCCGUCCCCAUACACAUUUCUCUCACUCACAGGUUUUCGCGUCGCUCCUGCACAACUGUUCUGACGGAGAUUCUUUUAUAGUAGGAACGCCCUCAUUUUUUUUUUGCUCUACGCGAACAUUCAUGGUGCGCCAGCACAGCUAACAACUUACAGUGACUUCUCUUUUCACACGCAAGAGAACCAGAGGAAAAAGGAAAAAGAUAAUAAACCCUUUCCGCUGACGUAUUGCUUUACUUUUCUCUUGCCUCCGAGCGGCCUUCUCAUUUCGGGUGCUGACAACACUUGACACCGAAAAGGAAGGACAAAUCCACGGUUAUUGCAAACGCACCACCAACCUGUAGAAUUAACCUCAAAGUAAUUUAACUCCUUUGUUUUCUCUAAGCUCGCCGAUCUUUUUCAUUUCCUGCCUCAAGCAUUUUUGGUCUCUUUUUUGUUUCUUUGUUUGUUUGUCUCUCGUCGCCCUUCGACUUUAGAACAGCGCCGAUGUACACGGAACAGAACUGGAACGACAGCUACGGCACCUCCGGCGUGCCGCGCCUCUCGUGUGGGCCGGCGAACGCCCGCGGUGGCGCUGGUGGCAACGUGGGCAGCUACGAUGCCGGCAACGUCGCCUCCUCAGCGGGCCAGUACAGCGCCGUGACGGCGGCUCGUCAGUCGCCGCAGCCGGUCCCCUUCUACCCUCCCACUUCCUCGCGCUUCACGCCGAUGGACUUCGAGCUGUUCAUCAACAGCAACCGCGACCCAACGGAUGAAAUGCGCCGCUCGCAGGAGUAUUACUACUGGUAUCACAGCAAGCAGCCGCGCGACCCGCGCGCGCCGCCCCCGCUGCCCUCGAUCGAGGUGCAAGAGGCCCUCAGCAACAUGGAGACCCCGUGGGAGGACGUGACCGCCAUCACCUCCGUCACGGCCGGCCGCGGUGUCGGCGUCGGCCCUGCCGGGCGUAAGAUGGGCGGCAAGAGUCUCGCCCUCGACGCGAAGGACCUGCGGGAGACGCAGGCGACACACGCGAUCAACCCGUACGGUCUCAGCCUCAUGAACAGCGACAACAUGCUGAGCCCCGGCACGCAGUUCUUCGCGGCGUACGCGCCGACGCCGCUGGCCAUGGCAACGCCCAGCACGCUGCGCGCCUACGCCCACGGCCAGCUGCCCGUCCCACAGUCGCAGAUGCGUGCACAGGAGGCCGAGCUGGGCGGCGGCGGUGGCAACACCGCAGGAGUCCCGUAUGCCCGUAGUGCCGGCACUGCCGUGGCGGCAGCGGCGAAGAGCAUCGCCUCGCAGCAGUACUACACGCAGGAGCCAAUGAACACCUUUGGGCUGUACGGCGCGGGCACGGAGGGCGGUGGCGCCAACUACUACGACGCGACCCACGGUAGCAGCAGCGGCCCGGGCACCGCAAACCAGGGCAGCUACCAGCUGAUGAGCAACGUGGGCGAGGUGGAUGCGGGUAUGAUGUACGGUCAGGCAGAGCUGGGCGGCUUCCAGGGUCGCGGCGUCGGCCGUGGUGGGGCCAACCGCCGCUUCAACAGCGCCAACCCCAAUGCAAACGCGAACAGCGGCGGCAACGCCUUCGGUGGCGGCCGCGGCGGCCGUGGCGGCUUCCGCGGUGCACGUGGCGCGGGAGGGAUGGGCGGCAUGGAGGGCCCGGGCCACCGCUUCAUCGGCUCCGACAAGCUCCGUCAAUUCCGUCACGACGUGGCAGAACAGAAAAGUUCGCAGUGGUCGCUGGAGGACCUGCAGGGCUACGCCGUGGAGUUCGCGAAGGAUCAGGAGGGCAGCCGCUUCAUCCAAAGCGCCGUCGACUACGCGGCGCCUGAGGCGCUGGACAACACCUUCUUGGAGAUUUUUGCCUCCCCGCUGGAGCUGGUCACCGACAUCUUCGGCAAUUACGUGUUGCAGAAGCUGUUAGAAAAGGGCAACCCAGCACAGCUGACGUUUGCGGCGGAGCGUCUGCGCGGGCACGUCGUGGAUCUCACCAUGCAGACCUACGGCUGCCGUGUGAUUCAGAAGUGCAUCGAGGUGAUGCCGCAGGCGGGGCUCGAUGUCAUCCUGGCUGAGCUGAAAGACAACGUGGCGAAGUGCAUCCAAGACCAGAACGGCAAUCACGUCAUCCAGAAGUGUGUGGAAGUCAUCCCACACCAGUGCGGCUUCAUCAUCUCCGCCUUCGCAGGCCGUGUGAUAGAGCUGGCGACGCACGCCUACGGCUGCCGAGUGAUUCAGUGCAUCAUGCAGCACUGCCCGGAGCAGGAGGAUACGAUCUUUAGCGAGCUGCUCAAGGCAGUGGAUGUGCUGGCGAAGGAUCAGUACGGCAACUACGUCAUCCAGCACGUGCUGCAACACGUCAAGGAUGAGAGCAAGGUGGAGCGCAUCUACGCGGCACUGAAGCACAAGUUCUUCAUCCUCAGCAAGCAGAAAUUCGCCUCCAACGUGAUGGAGAAGAUGUACGCCCGCUCCAAGCCGGCGAACCGCAUGGCGAUUGUGGAGAUGAUGUGUGCCGACUUCCCCGCCAAGGCCGACCAGGUAGAAAUUGUGUCCUUCACGAGGUCCGCAAACAAGACGGCCGCGAUGGUGAACGCGGAGGAAGGGACGUGGCCGCCCAGCAAGAGCAACUCCGACGGCACCAUGAAGGAGGUGAAGGAGCGGAACCGCGAGGCGAAGGAUGCCGCGAUGGGCAUCGUGGAGUCGGCCGUCUCCAUUGGCCUGGGUCAGCCCAGCAUGCUGUGCCUCAUGAUGAGUGACCAGUACGCCAACUACGUGGUGCAGCGGGUGCUGGACGCGUCCGAGGUGGACCAGUUCGUGAAGCUGGUCGACAACAUCGAGAAGUACAUUCUGCCGAUUCGCACCUACACCUACGGCCGCCCCAUCGUUCAGCGCCUGUCGCGUCGCAAGCUCGUCCUCGCCCCGGGCGACGACGCCAACGAGACAACGAGCAACCCGGCGAACAGCGGUAGCAAUCCGAAUAGCCACGGCAACCACUACGACAACAAUAGUCGCAACAACAGUCAUCGCCGUCAAUAUGCGUAA